GAAUUAUAAUACGAUAUUUAUAUAAAUUAUGGCAUGUUUACUUAAUUAUUAGGACAGAAGCGUCUAAUUUUAUCGCUACGGUGGCAGUGUAAUUCAAUGAGCGUGAUUUGUGUCAUGGGACUUCAAAUAAUAAUUUAUUUGUGUAACUUUUAGAUGAGAGAGUUGAUAUUCUUCAUUUUAGUGAGAGUUAUACUCUCCUUAAUAUGUAAUCGUAAAAUAUGAAGUUGUUUAUCGCCCAUUUAUUGUUAAUGUGAGUUGGCGGGAAUCUGCCGGCUGUAAAUAAGGUUAACUGAGGACCUACGCUGACUUGCAUCCGAGACGCGACAAUGACUUCAGUAGAGGAAGGCGAGACGCCACCGGAGGAGGUGCCGGCGGGAAAUCCGGAGGAGUUAACUAAAAACCCCACCGCCCUAAAGGAGGCUCAUGAACAAAUGGCAACAUUAGAUGUAUUGGUCUGUGGUUUGUGCCACUCAGCAUUCCACUUCGUUGAGGAGUUUAAGGAGCAUAAAGAUGCUAACAACUGCACGGGAAAGUCACCAGUGAGAGAUAGUAAUGAAAGUAAAGCUCAAGUAUGGGCCUUUCUGCUGUGGAAGUGUUCGUCAGUUCGAGACGGGUCCACAGUGAACACAGACAAUAGUUGGAAGCUUUACCAGCAGUGGUGUCGCAUGGCUGAAGCCCAGCGCACAGCGUGGAUCACUGCCGGAUCAAAUGUCCAGGCCUUGUCCAAAUUUGCUCAUGCUAAAGUUAUGGAAUUGAAGACUGAAGACCAACUGGUACCUGUACAAACCCCAGUUCAGCAAGAAACAAAGAAGCGAGGCCGACCAAGAAAAUUAGCCAAGCCGGAGGAUUCUGAAACACAGCCCUCGGGAGAGGAAAGUGAUGAUAUUGUUAAGGCUAGCCCUGGACUCAAGAAUGUCCAAAAAGUACCAAUACCACAAAAUAUUAACAAAACUAAGGAGCUGAACGAGUCGGUGCGGCUGGCGCAGGAGCGCGUGCCGCCGGAGGAGCGCAUCGCGCGGCGCUCGGAGCGGGCGGGCGACGCGGCGGAGGCGGGCGAGUACGUCGUCGAGAAGAUCCUCGCCAAGCGCUUCAACCCGCGCCGCAAGCAGUACGAGUACCUGCUCAAGUGGGAGGGAUAUCCACAUGAACAAAAUACAUGGGAGCCUGUUGAAAAUAUGGAGACCUGCAAACAUUUACUGGAGGCAUUUGAGAAGCAACUCGCGCGUCAAAAGGAAUUGAAGGCAUUACGAGCUCAGCAGCAGCAGCAACAACACCCAGUACAGGUGAAACAAAUAAGUACACCACUACCUCAGGUUGUCAAACAAGUAGUCAAGAAAUCGGACAGUCCUGCAGUUACGCCGUCUGGUCGCCUACAACGCACCAGCAAGGUUCGUGCGUUAGACCAAGUGAAGGCGUGGUGCGGCGCCGAGGACGGGGAACCCGCCGCUAAGAAGGUCAAGAAAGAGAUCUCCAGUGAGGAUGAAGACUACUCCGACCCAGACUCCACUAAAGCUGACAAGAAAGUGCUGAAUGGCCAAUCAUCACCAAAGUCCACUCUGGACCCUGAGCUGGUGAAAUCCCUCGGCCUCGCUGGAAAAGGCAUGCCGAACAUUAAAGGCGUCAUUAAAGUUGACCCCAAACAUAUGCCUAAUCUAACUACAGGUGUUUAUAUUAUGUCGAAGAGUUCAGGCAUUAUGAAGAUUGAUUCCCCUGGCAAAUUAGGACCUGGUCUAAACAUAGAUCAGGAUGUGAUUCGGAAACAAAUAUUAGCAGCUAAACAGAAAAAAUUAGAGGAAACAAAAAAGACAUCCCCCAUUCGCACACCUAUGACAUCACAGAUCAAGAAAACAUAUGGUUCCGGAGGACAGCAGGUUACAGAGAAAACUAUUAUAACUCCAUCUGGGCAAAAGAUCAUUCAGCGCACAAUACAAAGACCGGCUGGACAAGGGUCUGAAGGAAAAUCACCUGUGACAAUUCUCAAUAAGAAACUUGCUCAGGGCGACAGUUUACUGCGGCGCGGCGGGUCGGGGCGGGGACGCGGCCGCGGCGGCUACUCCGUGGCGACGGCCGGCGGGAACAUUGUACGCAUUCGCGACAAAGUCGUCGUGCCCUUAGAUUUUGAUCAGUCGGACGCGUCGUCGGACACGUCAGACGGCAUCGAGGACCCGUUCCCGCGGCAGCUGGGCCCGCUGCCGCCGCCCAGCCCCGAGCGCGAGCUGACGCUGUGCCCGCUGACGGGGCGGCGCCUGGCCCGCGCCGAGGGCGAGCCCACGCCGCCGCCCACGCCGUCCCCGCCGCCCACGCCGCCGCCCCAGCCUGACCUACCCGCCACCAUGCUCAUGAAGGUUGAAAUGUCUCCGGGAGGCACGACAGGAAUGCUGGUGCAAGGUGACGGCGCUCAACCCUCAUUACCCGUGCUCACAGACGAAGAUGGCAUGGAUUUUUCACAGACUGAGGUGAAAGUGGAGGCCAGUGCAGUGAAACAGUUGUUAGAAGGAAGCGUGGGAGUUGACGACGGUGAAGAGGUCGGGCUACUUCACUCUGGUCACACGCCUAUUAUGAUCCGAGGGGAAGAUGGAGUGCUAUAUCAGGUCGCGGGAGAGAAUGAAGCGGGACAGACGUUACUCGUGGCGGCUGAGGGAGUCGAUGGAGCAGUGGAGGGAGUGGAAGGUGCUGUGGAGGGCGACGGUGACGUCAUGUAUGUCACUAGGGAGGAUGGACAGGUACUGGCGAUCGACCCGUCGCAGCUGGCGCAGCUGAUGCCGGGCGGCGAGGCGGCGCCGGCGCUGCAGCAGGUGGCGGUGCAGGUGGAGGGCGAGCCGGGCGAGGACGCCACGCAGGUCAUCGCGCAGCUCCUGCAGGCAGACCUGCCUUCACCAGGUGGCACAAGAAGAGUAGUACUUAUGUUACCCGACGGAAGCUUGACUAUGACUGAACUUGAUAAGGAGCAGUAUGAAUCUAUCACAGAAGCCAGCAAAGCACAAGAGUAAUUGUGGUAAACAAGUUAUUAAUGAUUGAACAAAUCUGAAUCAUUAGUAAAUGGAUCUAGCGAUUUAUCUAAGCCCCAACCAUAAAGGUUUUGUUUUAUGUUAUGGGAUUGAUUCUUAUAAAAAGUUUUUAUGGUUUCGGAUAAUUAAAUUGUAUUUGCGAAGUGAAUGUGGAUGUAGAUAGAAUUUAUAAUGUAAUACUUUGUACAAGUGUGUACCACAUUUAAAGUUAAUUUCUUUGCAAUUAUUUGGCUGAUUUUUCGGAGAAAUUCAUCAUUUUAAUUAUUUUAAGUUUUGAUUCAAAAAUCAUUGUUGCUUCCAGAACUAAUAAAAUCUGACGACUGGAAAAUCAGCCUUGAUAUGUUAGAUAGAUUUUAGCGACGCUGUAGACAGUUGGCAUAACUACACAAUGAAAAUGAAGCUAGAAAUAUGCGAUACAAAUUAUGUUUCUACAAUUUCAUAUCUGCAACAUAGCAAUUAAGGACACCAUCUCAUGCUUUUGGUUUUUCACCAUAUUUUAUAUAUUAUUUUGUGGUUGCAAGUAGCUCCUCUUGUUAAUGUAGCAUAGUAGGUAAGUAUUGAGAUUCUCGGCUCACAAGACUGACUGCCACGAUGCUGUACAUUUUAUAACAACAGUAUGUGUUGUUCAGGAGUUUCUUGUAAGAGAUAGCAUUGGCUAAGAACAAGUCAAUGAAUUUUAUGAUAAAACUUAGUCUUAGAAGUAGCUUUAAAAAGGCUAUAAAAAUAGUUUUUUUUUUUUCUAUUUUAUCAUUUUGGUGGUGCAGAUACACUAGGAAAUAUUCACUAUCAUGAACUUUUAAUUACAAUAGAUUUAUAUUCCUGAUAUGUGUAUGUACAUAGUUUGUUCGUAGAAAAUUUUAGACUUUACGCUACAUGGCUAAAAUGCAAUUGAAGAGUAGUAAAUAUAAAUUGUAAUGACA
This is a messenger RNA of Helicoverpa zea (corn earworm), 3928 nucleotides long. RefSeq lists its product as uncharacterized. Lineage: Eukaryota; Metazoa; Arthropoda; Insecta; Lepidoptera; Noctuidae. Gene Ontology annotation, biological process: negative regulation of transcription by RNA polymerase II; chromatin organization. Gene Ontology annotation, molecular function: chromatin binding. The transcript is spliced from 20 exons. The record is from RefSeq and is a predicted model, not a curated record. The coding region runs from base 327 to 2990 and encodes 887 amino acids. Gene Ontology annotation, cellular component: pericentric heterochromatin.